AUGGGCAAGAGUCCAACGUCGAGCUUCUCAGAGGAGCAGCUGAAACACAACCUCGGCGCCCUCUCCUCCAUCCCCCUCACCGUCUCCGACCCCUCCAAGCUCAGCGCCGAGUCCACCUCCCCGACCCCGUCCAAGAAGCUGAAAGAUGCCCUCGACGAGCUCUCCGCAUCUGACCCGCCGUCGAUGGGCAAGCUGGCCCACCUCCUGAAAGACAUUGCGAAUCCAUCGGGCAACAUCAGUGGCAUCGCGAACGUCAGCCCCGUCGAUGCUGCUGCGGAGGCGGAGAUCCUCGCUCGCGCAGUCACGAUCAUCUGGUCUAACGUCACGGAUGACCUCAUCGACAGCGCACUCGAGCUCGACGACGACCUCACGUACUGGGAGAUUGGACUGCAGUCGCGCUGGGGCGCCGUCAUCUACCUCGUGCAGUCACUUCCGAACCGUAUCUUCCACGCUGUCGGCAGCACCCUGACCCCGGGCAGCAUCUGGAACCAGGUCAAGAGCAUCCACUGGCCGAAGCGCGGGAGCCUCUUCCGUCCUUUGCACGGGUAUGGUUCCGACAAGAUCUCCGACCAGCUUGCGGCGAUAACGUCCCCGGUACGGCUGACGCGGAACGAGAUGAUCGGGAACGUACGAGCGCUGCAGUUCUCCCGCGACGCAGCUGCGCGCCGUGUCGGCAUUCUCGCGAGCCAGGCGCCGAACUGGGCCGGCCGCGAGACGAACGGCAUGCUCUCGACAGAGUCGAUGGAGGACGAGACGACACGUGUGUACAAGCUGCUCUGUGUUGUGCUUGAGACUGGACCUCCGGACGAGAAGACGGUCCACGAGGUGAGCGUCGGAAAGCGCAAGCCGAAGAAGCAGGUUAAGCUUGCCGAGACGAAGACGGUUGAGCUGCCCGCUCCCGAGGCGACGGCGCAGUCCCUGCUCGACCUCAUGACCGUCGGCCUGCCCGAGGCGCGCAAUAAUCUCCGCGACACGCUGAAGAACUACGGCCGGCCAUCCUUCGCAACACGAUACUGGCCCGCGUUCCUCCUCCUCCCGCCGUGCUUGUACUACGCCGGACGGUUGUUCGGAAACAACAAGGAGUGGCUGAAGGAGCAGCUCGUCAACGCCAAGGAGACGGUGCGCGGCUUCCUCGUGCAGUGGGUUUGGGAGCCAAUCGAGCACAUCACCAAGACGAUGCGCGGCGGCGGCGAGGGACUAGGCGUCGCGCCAGAGACGGUCAAGACGGAUCGCGAGUCGCUUGAUCGUAUGGUCAUGGAUCUCGGAAAGGACUACUAUCACAUGAACGACCAGCAGCUCGAGAAGCUGAAGGACCAGGUCAACGCUGGCGACCUCGAGAGCGUGCUCAAGGUCUACGAGAGCGAGAUGCGCGCUCCUAUCAAGAACGCGAUUUUCGGCUACCUCAUCCGCACGCUUCUGAUUCAGGUGCAGAAGACCAAGACGGACCUAUCGGUCGCGCUACUGCAGCUCGACUCUCUGCUGCAGAGCCAGCAGCUGACGUUCGCGUUCGUCGGUAUUGCGCCCUCUAUCCUCGUCCUCUGGAUGGUCUGGGGCUGGAUCCGCAACCUGACCAGUGGUGCGAAGCGCGGCAAGGGCCGCAAGCGCCGAUACUUCUACGGUAUGCGGAGCAUCGAGCGCCUCCUCAUCACGUCGACGAAGGAGGACGGCCGCAUGAACGACCGCGACCGCGGCAUGCUGAUUGUGGACGUCAGCGGCCUCCGCGUCUGGGCAGCGGGCAUCAAGCGCUCGAAGCGCGAGGCGUUCCUCUCCGACAUCCGCCUGUUCGAGGACCAGAACCUCGACCGCGACGACAAGCUCCGCGUCGUCGACCGUAUUUGGCGCUGCUGGGGCAUCGACGGAACGCACUCCAUCACUUAA
This is a messenger RNA of Trichosporon asahii var. asahii CBS 2479, 1878 nucleotides long. RefSeq lists its product as uncharacterized. The coding region runs from base 1 to 1878 and encodes 625 amino acids. The record is from RefSeq and is a predicted model, not a curated record. Gene Ontology annotation, cellular component: mitochondrial outer membrane. NCBI's taxonomy places the organism in Eukaryota, Fungi, Basidiomycota, Tremellomycetes, Trichosporonales, Trichosporonaceae. The transcript has 2 exons.